Molecule: messenger RNA, 1440 nt
Organism: Lathyrus sativus (Indian pea)
Lineage: Eukaryota; Viridiplantae; Streptophyta; Magnoliopsida; Fabales; Fabaceae
Source: the annotation of a GenBank genome assembly
AUGAAUAGGUCUCAAGAUCAAAGGUCAAGACCUGCAAAACCACCCACAAUCCAUACUUGUGCUCUCUCUGGUGAUCUUCUUGGACUUCACAAGUUACUUCGGGAGAAUCCUAAUCUUCUCAAUGAGAGAAACCCUGUUAUGGCACAAACACCUCUUCACGUUUCUGCAGGUAACAAUAGGGCUGAGAUAGUUAAAUUUCUUCUUGAGUGGCAAGGAUCAGAGAGAGUUGAGAUAGAGGCUAAGAAUAUGUAUGGAGAAACUCCAUUGCACAUGGCAGCAAAGAAUGGGUGUAGUGAAGCAGCACAGUUACUUCUUGCGCAUGGCGCUUCUGUGGAAGCAAGAGCAAAUAAUGGAAUGACACCCUUACACCUUGCAGUUUGGCACUCAUUAAGAGCAGAAGAUUUCUUAACUGUGAAAACAUUGCUUGAACAUAAUGCAGAUUGCAGUGCUAAGGACAAUGAGGAAAUGACGCCUUUGAAUCAUCUUUCGCAAGGCCCUGGAAAUGAGAAACUUAGGGAACUAUUAAACAAGCAUCUUGAAGAGCAGAGAAAGAGGCGAGCUAUUGAAGCUUGCGGUGAAACCAAAGCUAAGAUGGAUGAACUUGAAAAAGAACUUUCAAAUAUUGUAGGUCUUUAUGAUCUAAAAAUACAACUACGGAAGUGGGCGAAAGGCAUGCUUUUGGAUGAGAGGCGCAGAGCUCUCGGUCUGCAUGUUGGCACUAGACGACCCCCUCAUAUGGCCUUUCUUGGAAAUCCUGGAACAGGUAAAACUAUGGUAGCACGGAUCCUUGGAAGAUUACUUCAUAUGGUGGGAAUUCUACCUACUGAUAAAGUGACAGAAGUUCAACGGACAGAUUUAGUUGGCGAGUUUGUUGGUCAUACUGGUCCGAAAACCAGGAGGAAGAUCCAACAAGCAGAAGGGGGAAUUCUUUUUGUCGACGAAGCUUAUAGACUGAUACCAAUGCAGAAGGCAGACGAUAAGGACUACGGGUUGGAAGCCCUGGAGGAGAUAAUGUCAGUUAUGGACAGUGGAAAAAUCGUAGUAAUAUUUGCAGGGUACAGCGAACCGAUGAAACGAGUAAUAGCUUCCAACGAAGGUUUUUGCAGAAGGGUGACCAAGUUUUUCCAUUUUAUCGAUUUCAGUUCAGAGGAACUAGCAACCAUCCUCCACAUCAAGAUGAACAACUUAGCAGAAGAUAGUUUACUAUUUGGAUUUAAGUUGCAUUCUGAAUGCAGUAUAGAAGCUAUAUCAGCCUUGAUAGAAAGGGAAACAACCGAAAAACAACGAAAGGAAGCGAACGGUGGUUUGGUGGAUACCAUGUUGAUUAAUGCAAGAGAAAGUUUGGACCUAAGACUUAGUUAUGACUGUAUAGAUACAGAAGAACUUCUUACCAUAACAUUGGAAGAUUUAGGAGCAGGUAUUGGCCUAUUAUCACAGUAA